Molecule: messenger RNA, 2191 nt
Organism: Caenorhabditis auriculariae
Lineage: Eukaryota; Metazoa; Nematoda; Chromadorea; Rhabditida; Rhabditidae
Source: the annotation of a GenBank genome assembly
AUGGCGUUUGAUCCUGACAAACCGAGGUAUGACCAAUCGUCCUUCUACGGAAGAUUGCGGCAUUUUGCCGGAAUCACUGAUCCCUUCAUUGCUUUCACCAGCACUGAUGAGCUGAUCAGAGCUUCCACUUUGAUGCAGAAAUGCAGGUUAGUACACUUUUCAUGAGAUUUAAACCAGUUUUAUCAAAACUUUGUUGGAAAUAGCCGAAAAACUUCUUAUUCGUCGUUUUUUAGCAACAACAACUGGGAAAUUUUGGUAGCUUUGAGGACGCAAUAAAUUUUAAUUUUUCAAAGGACAUUCAUUAAAACUUUUUUUGUCAUUGAAAUUUUCAUUGUGAGAUUUUUGAACGUUAUAUCUAACUGCUGAAACGUUGAAGAUCUGGCGAGCGACCACCAAUUCCUGAAGAAGAGCUCCAGAGAGCAAGGCGAUUAUACCAGUCCGCUUUCCAUCCGGACACUGGAGAGCUUCAGAAUUUUGCUGGAAGGAUGUGCUUCAAUGUUUGGGGUGGAACGAUGCUUUGUGGAGCCAUGAUGAUCUGGUAUGUUUUAUUUUCGAACUACUAAAAAAUUUUCGAUCACUGUAUGAAAAAGAUUUCAAAAAGAAGUAAAGUCUCUUUGAAAAGCGUUGUUUUAAAGUUUGAGAGCGAUUUUUGGAAUCUUCCAAGUUAUUGGUAAAUGUUUCAUCUUCAGGUACAAAUCCACACCGGCCGUCAUUUUCUGGCAGUGGGCUAAUCAGUCCUUCAACGCUUUGGUCAAUUAUACUAACCGGAAUGCAAAUAGUACAUUGACCACCAAGGUAAGCAUUUAACGCCAUUUUCAAGAAGAAAAAAAUGAAAAAAACAAAAAGUAUAAACAUAAAUUCUCAAAGAACCGUUAAGAAACCGUUUACUUUAAUUUUGAAGCUGUUUAAUUUUUUUCGUGAUAUUUUUUUACAAUUAUGGGCAAUAUUUGAAGUAUUUGAAAAAUCGAAGCGUGGAAAAAUAUUUUAAAGAUCAUUACCGGAAUCAUUAACGUAUAAUGUUUUUUUAAAACUGUAUCAUAAAAAUUUUUUUAUAGGUUAAAAAAAGAUGCGCAUAAGUAGACGUCGUAGAAUAUAUAAAACACUUUAUACGUCGUUUAAAAGACCUUCUUUCCAUAAAACUCUAAUAAACCAAUUUUUCAUACGAGCUUCAUGAUUUUCGCCUUGUUGAUCUGAUUUCCAAUCAAAUAAAUUUUUCAGGAUCUUGCCACCUCCUACACAACAGCGGUAUCAGGAGCUCUAGGAAUGGCAAUCGGCCUGAAAGCCUACUUUGCCAAGAAGCAGAGCAGCCCAUUGGCCCAAAGAAUGGUUCCAUUGGGAGCCGUGGCUGUUGCCAACGCCAUCAACAUUCCGAUGAUGCGGCAAAAGUAAAUCUACACUUGAAAAAAUAAAAAAUGGGAAGAUUUCAGCGAACUGAAAAAUGGGAUGACGGUGACGGAUGCUGAUGGAAACGCCGUUGGAGUUUCAAAAGCCGCGGCCGCAAAGGCUAUUUCAUUGGUAGUUCUUUCCAGAAACAUCAUCGUGGCUCCCUGCAUGAGUAAGUGAUUUUUUUAUUUUUUUAAGAUUUAGAUUUCAGAGUUAAAAACUCGUGAAAAAAAGUUUGCAAUUUUUCUUAGAACUUUUAUGUGGGAAUUUUUUUCAAUCUAAUGUGUUUCAAAUUUUUUUUCACUUCAUUUUUUUCACCAUUUCGGGCUCAGAUUAUAGAAAAAAAGAUAACUAAUAACUUGAUUUAAUCAUGCAUAGCUAAAAAGAAAAUAAUAAAUUUUGGAUUAUUCGUAGAUUUUUGCGAGAGCAUAAUACCUUCAAUAAUUUCAGUUCUAACCCCGAUCAUCAUGGAAGCACUGGGCAAGGUGCCAUCUUUCAAGCGACAUUUCAACAAACUGAAUAUCCCAACUCAACUGGCCCUAACAUUCAUUAUGUACGUUUUUUCCUGAUCUGAGAGAAAAUUUUUAUUUUCCUAAUUUAGCUAUGGAGCGAUGGUACCUGUCGGCUGUGCCCUUUUCCCUCAACAAAAGUAAGUUUCUCGAAAUAAUUUCCUUAGAUAGUUUUCCUGUUUCAAUCUGAUGCUUUUAGCUCGAUCCGUCUGUCAACCUUGAAGCGACUCGAACCGGAAGCUUACGAAAAACUAAAGGACGUCAAGGGCGACCGAGUUUUCUUCAACAAAGGACUGUAG